AUGGAGUGCCUCCACGGCCGUAUUUCGUACGCCUCGUGGCGUUUGAGGGUCUUCCAACGGCUUUUCUUGUCCUCUUCGGAACUCAAUGGUCGAAGAACCAUCUCGAGACGUGUAAUCGACCAUCCAACCACUCCGACCGGAUCACAAUUCCAACACCCCGAAUACCCAAAGGAGCCCGGUCAAUAUGAUGACGCGGAGUCCACGGCCAGUGAAACAGAGGAGCCUCGACUCUCGCAAACCCUCCCCCAAUCACCCCUCAUGAAGACCGUGCACCCCAACCUCGAGAAGAAACACAAGAAGCGGGCCGCAAAACCUGAAGACCUGGAGGACCUCCGCCGGAACCCCUGGGCAAUGGCCCUCGCCUCACCUCCACGGAUGUGCUCCGCAACAGGGACACGCAUUCCUAGGGCAUUUCUGACCGACUGGGGGAUGCUUAAACGGCCUAAAUCCGACGGCCUAUGGUUCAUGCCCCUGGGGCUACUCAAAGAUGAAGUGGCCGCUGCUGCUGCAGACCAUAGAUCGCAGCGAGCUGCCGGCGGUACAUCUCUGCCGAUACCCUAUAUGGACAUGAGCAUUCGGAACCUUGUGAUACGACUCGUGGACCGUCUCCCGCUGUUGAAAAAAUUGAAUUCGGUUUUGGCGUCGCACGUGUACGGGACGAGGUCGCCUGUUGCGCGCAUGUUCCCCUAUCGGUGGAAACAUCCACACGGCCCUUUUACUGUUCGGGAAGAGAAACAGAUCAUCUGGCGGGAAGAUAUGCCUAACUUUGUGCUGUCAAGAAUGAGGGCGGAUGUGGUCAAGCAACUUAAACAGGCCUGUAAUAAGUAUAAAAGACUGGAUGCUACCAACCGCGUCUGGACGGCUAUCGACCUUAAUGAGUACUCCGAGGCGGCUAUUCUGAAAGAGUUGAAGGGUGUGAAACCCUUCCCGCGCAUGGAAUGCGGUGCGGUGUUGGUUAUGGGCACUCUGAUUAACAGCCAGACGGGGGUGAUUGAACCAGUCUCACAAGAUAAGGCAACAUCCAAUGCUAUGGGGACACUCCCUGAAUAUCUUAUGUUGCCGCAUCUCCCGUCCAAGGUACCUGUGUUCGAACUUGCGCAGCUCUUCUCUCAGAAGGAGUUAGAGGAGAUCUGGGGUUAUGAUUCGCGUUUCCAGAGUCCAGCUUUGUAUUUUAGACCGAAUGACCCGAUCACGGUUAAUGCGAUGUUGGCGCUGUGGAAGCUGAAGGGGUUUCUCAGGCAUGAUUCGGUUUGCGAGACUCCCGGUCCCAGUGAUGAGUCGCAGUUAUGA
Messenger RNA from Aspergillus bombycis, 1290 nucleotides. RefSeq lists its product as uncharacterized. The coding region runs from base 1 to 1290 and encodes 429 amino acids. The transcript has a single exon. The record is from RefSeq and is a predicted model, not a curated record. Lineage: Eukaryota; Fungi; Ascomycota; Eurotiomycetes; Eurotiales; Aspergillaceae.